CGCUGUCACAAUUUAUCGGUGACAUGCGCUGCUGAUGAUAAGAAGGCACAUCAUGCGACGCAUGUCAAGUGCGGAAAUUGCGGACGCGAAGAAGAAAUUAAUGAAGGAAGUCAAACCUGCAGACGUUGUGGCUUGAAAUUGUCAGAAUAUUUCUGCCCGAAGUGUAAGCAUUUUACAGGAGUUGACAAGAACCCUUUUCACUGCGAGAAGUGCGAAAUCUGCCGCAUUUACAAGGACAGAUCCUUUCACUGCGAUGUGUGCAAUGUUUGCCUGGACAAGCGACUGGAAGGAAAACACAAAUGUCGGCCGAACUCAGGACAUGACGAGUGUUGCAUCUGCUUAGAGGAUGCGUUCAGCGGAUGUCAGAUCCUGCCAUGCUCUCACAAGGUUCACAGGGAAUGUGCCAUUGCAAUGAUACAGAAUGGCGUACGUAAUUGCCCAAUAUGCCGCCAUCCUCUGUAUGGUCAGCUCCAGCAGUAACUUCUUUGACUCUAGUGAUCCAAGCCAUGAUGGUGAACUUCAACUAAAAUUCUUCACUAGCGAGUGCCAGUUUAAAUAUUAGCACCAAGAAAUGUUUACUAAUAACUGAUACCAACGAGUUUAAGAAAAUGAGUAAAACGCGUUUAAGAAAUUAUUUUUUACUCAAUUUGGAAUCAGUGCAAAAUUUACACCAAGCUGCAAAUGCAUCAGAAAGUUAGAGUACAUAUCGUCAAGAUCAGAAAAAAAAUUAAAAUUGCCUAUAACUGAUGUCAGGCAAAAAGAGAUGAAUAGUUGAAACGAUCUAAAUGCCUCGUUAGAAAUAUAAGUGAACGUGGUUGGUUACCAAAAAGAAGAAAACAGCUAAAAAAGCGAUAAAGAUUUCAAAUUAAUCGGGAUAGAGGUCUUUGUUUUACAUUAAUUUAUUACCUAAUAAGUAUAUUUUUAUUCUAACUAAAUAAGAAUCUUGAAGCUGAUAAAGAUUUCGAGAUACGAAUGAUACCAAUCAAUAGUAAGUUGACUGUCUCUCGGCACUCGAUUUCCGUUUCUCGAAAACUUCGAGGAUCUGGGCUCGAGUCGAGUUUUGAGACAUCCAAGGUAAACCAUACGUAAUGACACCGUUGUCAAGAUAACUCAAUGAAAUAACUGGGUAAUUUCUUUAUAGACUUUUAGAUGAACCAUAUGAUAAUGGUACAUAGCUGGGAAACCGUUACCUUUUCAACUUGAAAAUGUAUUUCCACGAGCGGCAGUAGCAGUAGUAGUAGAAGUAGGUUGAAACUAAAACCACAGAUACAAGUUAACUAAAUAAACAAAUUGCAAACAGAAAAAAAGAAUACAAACGAAGCGAAACAGCAAAAAUACUUAGUACAUUAAUAACGCCAUCUACUACAUCGCUCGCAGUACCCAUGGACAAGAUGAAGCGAAUCCAGUCUUCUGAUUGGCUACCCGAGCGGGCAAGAUGGACCCAUCUUGCCCGCUCGGGAU
Stylophora pistillata is the source of this 1461-nucleotide messenger RNA. RefSeq lists its product as uncharacterized. Lineage: Eukaryota; Metazoa; Cnidaria; Anthozoa; Scleractinia; Pocilloporidae. Gene Ontology annotation, molecular function: zinc ion binding; ubiquitin protein ligase activity. The record is from RefSeq and is a predicted model, not a curated record. Gene Ontology annotation, cellular component: nucleus. Gene Ontology annotation, biological process: ubiquitin-dependent protein catabolic process; protein ubiquitination.